CUACCGCAGCCUCAUGCUGCUAUUCGGCACCGUAGGGUCCUACUCUACUGUCUAUGGUACUAAGUAAGUUUAGUAAAAACAUGUUUUUCCUAAGGCUGGGGGCCAGGGAAUGAAAAAGUUUGGAGUAUAUUUUUCACGUGCAAUAUGUUUCAUGGGGGUGGACCCCCGACAGGACGAUACCCCCGGGAGUAUGCACCCCAUUACAGAAUCUCAACUCCUUUUGAUCAACCACAAGGCCCAAAUACGGCUACCGGCUUUGGGCCGCAAGUCGGUCCGGUUUCGUAUAGAUCCGGGGUACCUUGCGGACCAUUUGUGCCGCCCCAGUACGAGAGACAUCCCUUUCCCUACCAUGGCAAUUCGGAAGAAUGCCGAGGUUCCUCAUCUGACCGGAGUUAUCCUUCACCCGGACCUGGAAAUAAUCAAGGACCGUGUGGCGGGCCCCCAGGAGAGAAUAUCGGCAGACAACUCAACCCACCACUUCCUUGUGAUGGCUUCUCUGUGGACCAGUUGUCCCAGUUUCCGGAUUCCAGAAAAGUCAACUCCCUCAGUCAAGAAGACAUCGAGAAUGAGAGGGCAGGGGAAGCAUUCCUCCGAUGCCUUGCUACCAAGGAGAAGUACCCAGUGCGUGACCUAGCAGGGGACCCACACUUCAGAUCUCCCCGCCCAGGGAACGGACCAGAGCUGGGCACCGAUGACCAAGCUUGCAAGAGACAGAUUCUGGGGCGGAGCAAAAGUCGCCCCCGCGGUAGGAGUCGUAGCCGGGGAAAGAGUAUGGGACGGAGCAAAAGUCGCCCCCGCAGUAGGAGUUGUAGUCGGGGAAAGAGUAUGGGACGGAGCAAAAGUCGCCCCCGCAGUAGGAGUUGUAGCCGGGGAAAGAGUAUGGGACGGAGCAAAAGUCGCCCCCGCAGUAGGAGUCGUAGCCGGGGAAAGAGUAUGGGACGCAGCAAAAGUCGCCCUCCAAGUCCGAGUCGGGCAAAAAGUGUGGGGCGGAGCAAAAGUCGGCCACGCAGUCGGAGUCGCAGCCGGGUAAAGAGUCCGGGCAAGAACUGUAGCCAGGGGGCGGGAUGUGACCCCAGUCGAAGCUGCAGUGGCACCAGCAGCAGCAGUAGUAGCAGCUGCAGCAUUCCCACAGAAGGCACCAGCAGGACUGCUCCUCCUGCAAAGAAAACGGCUAUGGACAUGUUUCGAGAGCUUCUGUUGGCUAGUCAAUUGAAGGAAAGGGAGGAACUGCUCGCCUCGUCCAGGAUGGCUGCUCUAAAGAAGCAGUUGGACACCGCGGGUCACAGCCAAGUCAGCGCACAGACCCGUCAUUCCCCGGUGAAUAUAUUGGGGGAGCAUCAGAGCAGCAGUCUCCCCAGAGAGAUGCAAAGUUUUCUGAGUGCCAUGACCAGGGGGAUGGAGCCCAGCUUCUUAGCCUCCAUCCAGGGGCAGAUGAGGGAAGGGCAGUGGGUGCCCACAUUGAGAGAGGAUUUUAACUUGGGGCAAUAUGAAAAAAAAGAAACUUUUGGCAGUGUCAAGCAGGAGACGGAAGAGGAGAACGAUGGGGAGUUUCUCCUCCCGCACGAAAAGGUCAGACAUGACCGCAGUGGCUUCUCCAGGAUUUUGGGUGUAAUGGGGAACGUGCCCGAUCCGCAGGAGAAGAGGAAAAUCUUUACGGACAUUGAGGACGAGGAGAAGUUCCUCUAUGGAGACGAGGAUGACAAAGGCAAAGCGACGGCCAAGGCUGUGGCAGGUGAGAAGCAGGCUGUUGUCGAUUUUGAUAAGAUCAAGAAGGCCCUAACGACCAUUGGGCUGGAUCUGGGCAAAGCAGAGAUCAGUAAGAUGAUGGCCAGAAGACAGGAACACACCGCAGGGAGCCCACGUCACAAGGGGACCUCAUCUUCAGGAGGAUUGAGCCCCGGCCAAAGUCGCAGUCAGAAACGGAAUAGGUCCCCAAACUCAGACAUAUACUCCAACUCCUAUUCUUCUGCCAAACAGGCUUUGUACUGUGGGGCUUCUCCUGGUUUAGUCGGAACGGAGUUUGACACAAGCUCUCAGGAAAAGAAAACUGGGGGGAUCCCUUUUUUUAGGCCAGACACUGUACACGAGCCCCUUUUGACAACAAAUAUGCAGACUUCUCCUCUUGGCUCGGAAACGGCAAUUUGGGGACCAACUCAGCUAAACAUGCCAAACUACCUGCCACAGAAACCAAAUGUAUCAGUGCCUCAUGGCCCUGGUGUUGAUCUCCAAAUUCCGGGGCUGGAGUCUUUAAAACAAGUUCUGGAGUCGGUGAAGGCCACAAGCAAGGGCAGGGACAACCUUGUCGACCUCGCCAAUCAAAGCUCUCAUGUGAGGAAUUGCCAAAGAGAAAAGAUUUCAGAAGAGAAUUCCAAGGUCAAAGAAGAGGCUUUGAAGACAGACGUACAAGAGCAAAUUAAAAGAAAAGACUAUCUUCUGAAGGAACUGGAGUCGUUACUGAAGCGGGAAGUUUCUGAGUUUGUGGUCCCUGUGAUUGGUUUUUGCUGCCAGUUGUGUGAAGAAUUUUUUGGGGAUGUCACAAGUGCCCAAGAUCAUGCCGCAUGUCAGAGUCAUAAGGAGAGACGGAAGAAACACGUAAGAGCGCAUAACAAAUCAGGGGGAAAUCUCCAGGCCCGACCGGCAGUGGACACAGAGAGGCGAAACCCCAGAGAGUCUGGGCACAAGUGGGCCUCCAAGGAGGAACCCAGGGGCUCCAGGGGAACCGUUGAAAAGGUUUCAGUUAAGGAGGACCAAGUAGACCUCGCAAGACCGGCAAACGCGACGCCGUCAAAGAUGGCCGACGAGAAGGGGAUGGACUCGACCAAGAGCUCCGUGACUGACCACAGGGAGGGCGUGUCCUCAAAGGCCCACAAAAAGAAGAAGAAGAAGAAAAAGGAAAAGAAAAGGUUGAAAAAGGAGAAAAAAAGGCAAAGAAAAGGAAAAGAUUGAGAGAACGUAGCCAGUGUUAAACGGUUUGGACUGGGGCCAAACGGCUAUUCACAAUUGCUUGACACAGCUUCUCUACAGAAAUGGAAAAUGUAUUAUGGAUUGUGCCUAAAAAUUGAACUGGGGCACAUGGUUCGUAUUUGCAUAAAUCGACACCAAUAAAGAAAAAUAACACUCUUAAUUAAAGCAAGAUGAUAACGUUGUAUCGACUAUGUGAAGAACAAGAAUUCUGCAUUUUUAGUCAUUUUCGAAAUGGUUAAGGAUAACCGUAUCCCUCAAAAGAAUGUUCAGAACAUAACAGAAAAAAAGUAGUAUUCAAAGUAGAACUUUCAUGUGUGUAUAUAACAUCAUAUAAUUGUAAUAUAUUAUAUUGUAAUAUAUUGCAUAUAUUAAAAUGCAUUGCUUCAAUUAACUGAUGUACAUAGAAUAUAUGUAUGUAUGAAUGUAUAUAUGAUAUGUAUAUAUAUGCAUCACUUAAUUGAAGCAAUAACAUAGCAGAUGUAGUAUGCACAGAGAAUAUUAUUUUGAGCAUACACAGGAAUGUUGAUAUAAGUGUAAAUAUAUAUUUUUGCAAACAUCAUGGCCAUUUGCUCGUGUAAAUGGGCGUCAGCUGUCUUUUUGCCUUUUGUAGCACUGGACUGUAUUUUAUUUUAUUUUUUAAUUAAACUUUGGUUUACACUAUAAACUUGACAUCCCAAUCCUUGUUACAUAAUAAAAAAGGACAAUUCCAGUG
Conger conger (European conger) is the source of this 3676-nucleotide messenger RNA. RefSeq names its product zinc finger protein 318. Gene Ontology annotation, biological process: positive regulation of DNA-templated transcription; negative regulation of DNA-templated transcription. The record is from RefSeq and is a predicted model, not a curated record. The transcript is spliced from 8 exons. Gene Ontology annotation, cellular component: nucleoplasm. Lineage: Eukaryota; Metazoa; Chordata; Actinopteri; Anguilliformes; Congridae. The coding region runs from base 145 to 2946 and encodes 933 amino acids.